AUGCAGGCAAUCUGUAAAUGUUGUUAUUUCUUCUUUGUUUUCUUCUUCUUUCCUUCAUCCUCUCCUUCUUCUUCUUCUUCUUCUUCUUCUUCUCUUUUCUUCAUCCUCUUCUUCUUCUUCUUCUUCUUCUUCUUUUCUUCAUCCUCUCCUUCUUCUUCUUCUUCUUUUCUUCAUCCUCUUCUUCUUCUUCAUCCUCUCUUUUCUUCUUCCUCUUCUUGUUCCACUUCUUCUUGUUUUCUUCAUCUUUUCUUCACCCUCUCCUUCUUCUUCUUCUUCUUCUUCAUCAUUAUCAUCCUCUCUUUUCUUCUUCUUCCUCUUCUUGUUCCACUUCUUGUUUUCAUCAUCCUCUCCUUUUCUUCUUUUUUCUUCUUCUUCUUCCUCUUCUUCAUCCACUUCUUGUUAUCUUCAUACUCUCUUCUUCUUCUUUGUUUUCUUCUUGUUUUCUUCAUCCUCUCCUUUUCUUCUUGUUCUUGUCCUUCUUCUUCUUCUUCUGUUUUUGCUUUCCUCAUCCUCUCCUUUUCUUCUUCUUCUUCUAAUUAUUUUUCUUGUUGCUUUUUCCUGUAUUGUUUUCUAUUUUUUAUCUAUUUAAUUUUCUUCUUUUUGUUUUUUUCUUUUUCUUUUCUUUUUCUAUUUGUUUUUUCUUCAUUUCUUCUUCUAUUUAUUUUUCGACCUCUUUUUUAUUUUCUUCUUUUACGUGUUUUCUUUUCUGUUUCUUUUAUUUCUUCUUUUUGUUUUUCUUCUUCCUCUUCUUCUUUUCCAGUUUAUUCAGUUAUUAAUCACUAUCUUCUUUUGCUGCUUUCAAUUUUUUAUUCAUUUUUUCUUUCUUCCUUUCUUUUUCACCUUCUUUCUUCGUUUAUCAUCAUCAUCUUGGCGAUAUUUUCCUUUUUAAUUCUUUCUUUCUUUUUUUUUAUACACUACCCUUCUUCCCGUCAGUAUUUUAUUAACCUUCUUUCUUUUACGAUCAUUUUCCGGCAGAAUCUUUCUUUUUUCUUCUUUCUUAUUCCAAAAUUUUUUUCACCUUCAAAAAAAUCGUUAUAUUUCUUUUAUGCUGUAUUUCUUCUUUCUUAA
This is a messenger RNA of Acanthosepion pharaonis, 1068 nucleotides long. NCBI's taxonomy places the organism in Eukaryota, Metazoa, Mollusca, Cephalopoda, Sepiida, Sepiidae. The record is from the annotation of a GenBank genome assembly.